AUGGCAAACCUGACGGUAACCAUAGCAACGAACUCCACAAUAAUCCCCAUCGCUGAAACGCAACCAUUUGACUCCACAGUGAGAUCUAUAUCCACUUUCCUGCUGAUUAUCAUCAUUCUGCUUACCCUUCUCGGCAACUCGCUCGUCAUCCGGGCGUUUAUUUCUUUCCGGAAGUUACGCAACGUUACCAAUUACCUGGUUGUGUCCUUAGCAGUAACAGAUAUCCUGGUCGCCAUGUUUUCCAUGCCGGUCUGGGCAGCAUAUCUGUUAACAGGGCCACCAUGGAUUUUCUCCUUGUGGCUAAAGAAGAUCUGGCAGUCGAUGGACAUUUUAUGCAGUGUGGCCUCCAUCUCACAUCUUCUACUUAUCAGCAUAGAGCGCUACAUCUGCAUCUCUUCUCCGCUGACGUACCACAGUAUUGUGACCACGCCCAAGACACGUGUAGCAAUUUGUGCAGCGUGGUCCUUCGCGCUGACUAUGACCAUCAUCAAACUGGUCACCUGGGAUAUGUCAUUCUCAGCAGCUUACCAGUUGACAGCGUUUUCACUCUGUUUUGCCGCGCCUGUUUUUAUCAUGAGUUACGCCUACAUUAUGAUUUUCAGAGUUUCUCGUACACAGGCGAAGAAAAUGCUGCUCAAGAUUGGAGAAAAAACCAAAAGGUUCUGCCUCCCAAAAGAGCUGAAGGCUGCCAAAACGCUAGGAGUGGUAAUGGGGGCUUUUGUGCUCUGUUGGUUCCCAUUCUUCUUUCUAAAUUUCUUUAACGCUCUUUGUCGGUAAGUUGUGUCAUUUGUGUAACUCCAAAAUCAUGCAUAAUUGCUCCUUGCAAAUUCUAAGACCCAUGACACUACUUAUUUUCAGUUAACCGGAGCCAGUUAUAUUUAUCACCUGGCUGGAGGAGGAUUUGUGGGGGGGGAGAUCUCAUGGCUUUUUUUUUGGGGGGCAUUCGUUGUCAACAGAGUAUUAGAGGGAGACUCUACAAAUUUUGUUAAUUUAACUGCCAAUCGGGGGGGGGCGGGAGGGGUCUUCCGAUCCUCUAGGCGAAGAAUAAUGAUCGGACUUUAAGGUGGCUGACGAUGAGUUGUGUGGUAACUCUGUCAAAAGGCAUUAAUUACGUUACAGUAAGUAUCACUCCUUUUCGUUGUAGUACAUGUCCUAUUCAAGUAGGAGCUGUAAUGGUAGCCAAAGCGCUUCACUACUUUAAUUCAGUUCUCAACCCAAUCAUCUACGGUCUAAUGAACAAACAGUUCAAGACUGCCUUUAGACAUCUCUUCACCUCAACAUACUCUAGCGUGACGGGAAAGGCACAGCCCGUGACAAGGUCAGAUAUCGAGAGGCAACUAUCCAGCAUCAAAAGUUGGGGGUUAACUUCUCUAAAAAGCAGAUCAUCAACUCAAGAUAAAGGAAACACUGCAACAACGGAACUAUGUAAUUACCCGGACAAAAGUACAGGGACAAGUUUGUGAAACUUUUACCCGAAAGUACAUGUAUACUUGUAUCUAUUAUAGUAUUUUUGGGUUGAAUCAGUGUAAAAGCCGAGGACAUAAGUUAUCAUCCCGAUAAGCUAUGAGAACCCAAAAUAAGAACAAGAAACUUCACAAAACUCGCUUGUCAGACCAAUCUGGUCAAAUACAGCGGAUGAGAGGGA
Molecule: messenger RNA, 1645 nt
Organism: Pocillopora meandrina
Lineage: Eukaryota; Metazoa; Cnidaria; Anthozoa; Scleractinia; Pocilloporidae
Source: the annotation of a GenBank genome assembly